AUGGACAAUCUGCGGAAACACAACGUCGACAAUCUGGUCCCCCUCAACAGUGUUCCGAAGGGAGAGAAGGUCCUUGGAACGAAAUUCGUCUUCAACAAAAAGCUGGACGGACGCUUCAAAGCUCGCCUGGUAGUCGGUGGACAUCGUCAAGAGCCAGGACAGGACUACGGACGCAGCUACGCACCAGUAUGCCGUAUCGGGAGCAUUCGCAUGACGUGCGCCAUUGGCUGCCACAACAACUGGCCCAUCUACCAACUGGACGUUGUCGGUGCCUUCCUGAACGCCCUCUGCGACAGAGAUGUGUACGUCAGACCCGCCCCCGGUACAUCCGCCAAGAACUCCGCGACGGGAGAACCCAUGGUGUACAAACUAGAACGGAGCCUCUACGGCCUAUCGCAGUCGCCUGCGCUCUGGAACGACACCCUGGACGAAUCCCUCACGGUGUUCGGAUGGAAAAGGACUCAAUCCGACCCCUGCGUGUACGUGUAUACCAGCGGCAACAUCAUCGUGAUUCUCACGGUCUACGUAGACGACAUUCUCAUCAUAGGAGGAGACCAGCAGCUCGUGGACCAGAAGAAGAAGGAGCUCACGGAUCGAUUCGAGAUGACUGACAUGGGAGAGGUAAAGCGGAUCCUCGGGAUCGACGUGCAGCGAGACUACGAGCAAGGAACCCUGGCCAUUUCACAGGAGCACUACGUGAACACACUUCUGGAGCGGUUCGGAAUGCAAGAGGCCAACCCAGUGAGCACUCCUGGAUACGGAGCGGAAAUCUCCACGAAUCAACCUCAGGACCAAAUCCUAGGACCCACGGACAAGAAAAUUUACCAGUCGAUGACAGGAAGCAUCCUCUACCUGGCCCAGUGCACGCGAUUCGACCUCUCCUACGCUGCCCUACAACUUUCCAAGGCCUGCAGCAACCCAGCGCAGGUGAACAUGACAGCAGCCAAGCACGUUCUGCGAUACCUUCGGGGUAAUCCAGUUCUUCCUAUCGUCUACAAGAGAGGACAGUUUCGGCUAGCGGCGUUUACGGAUUCAUCCUUCGGAGCAAACCCCGACAACGGAAGAUCUACCACGGGAUAUCUCUUCUUUCUGGCUGGAGGACUCAUCAGCUACGGUGCGAAGACUCAAACUCUAACCGCGCAAAGCACGGUCGAAGCCGAGAUUCAAGCACUUAGCUACUCAGCCAGAGAGGCGGUCUACAUCUCAAAUUUUAUGACGGAACUCAACUUCAAGACCUUCGGAUCGGUUCCCAUCAACAGCGACAGCACCGGAGCGCUGACAGUGGCCGGGAAUGCCAUGCACUCUCAACGCACGAAGCACGUGGCCCUGAGGUACUUUUUCAUCCGGGAGCUAGUACUACGGGGACAAAUCACUCUUCACCACCGGCCCAGCGAGCACCAGUUGGCUGAUAUCGCGACCAAGUACCUCCCAAAGCACCGAUUCGCCUCCAUCAUUCAGCAGAUUAAGGACUUCUCGUGUUGAUCGAAGAUCUGUGAAGCUCCCUUCCAUACCAGAAGGAAUUUAUUUUCGAUACGGUGCCAACGGAGGGGUCGAGGUAGACAAGGAUAUGGUGAUGCCGUCGACCAUUGUGAAUUAGUUGCUUGAUCGAGGGGUCGUGUCAGGAAAAUCGUGCGUCGAGACCACCAGUAGUCGGACACGGUUUGACCUUUGAAUACGAUUGCAGCAACUAGUCUGCGUAGCAGUAGAAAAGUUUCCAUCUCUCCUUGGCAUGUAUUCUCUUGUUCUAGAAAUAUUCCGAAAGCAUGCUAGGUCAAGGUUGACCGGGACAUCUAUGUAGAACGUGUGUAGCUUCUGGAAGCCUUCUGGAAACUUCUGGUUCCUCCUGUAGCCUCUGGAAGUCUUUCUGGAAACUUCUGGUUCCUUCUGUAAGCUUCUGGAAGCGUUCUAGAUCUAGGUUGCAGUUGAUACUCUUCUAGAACGUAGGAGGGCUUCCAGAAAUCAUUCUGGACGCAUUCUGGAUCUUUCGUGUGAUUGGCUUAUUUGUCCGGUAUUCGAGAAGAGUGGUGCAGCCCUAAGCUCGCCCACUCCUCUCACUCCUCUUCAGUACCAGCAACAUCAAUCUGACUCGGGAGUCAGCAAUUAAUCUUCAUAUUUCCAUUCCAAGUCUCUCGCGGUUGGAGCCGCACAGAGUGUGAACCUCUGAGGUAGGCUUCACAGCCUCCUGGUAUCUGCAGCAUCGUGCUGCUGCUAGAUCACAGCGAAAUAUCGCUGACAACCAAGGGCACGAAGCUUGAACAAUGCAGUGGGUCCGCCAAAAUGUUGCGACAUGACGGAAUCAAAAAUCGCUUUUUUUUGCAGCAGGUUUGAAUGCAUGAAUGAAUGCUACACGGGCAAAAUAUUGAGAUAUUUACAACGUGAGACGAAAAAAUAUGCCACCAUGUUACACCAGAAGUCUGCCCAUCUGCCGCCUAUUUGUCCUGUUUGCUCUGUUACUCCCAUGCCCUGGUGCUUAGUGCCUGGUGCUGACUUACGGGAAAAAUGGGAACGUACCCAAAAAGGAGAAUGGGCGUUUGUUUUUAGAAAGCAAACCACGCCUUUGCAACUCCCCCCAAAAAAGUUGACAGUGCUGUAGGUCUUUACAGCAGCUUUCGAAUGAGCUGUUGCUCAAGCUGUAUGUCCUCGGCAUCGCCGAGGUAGCCAGCAUCGCGAGAAAUCAGGUCGAAACCAGCACGAAUCGCUUUUUGCGCCCGUGAG
Molecule: messenger RNA, 2715 nt
Organism: Ectocarpus sp. CCAP 1310/34
Lineage: Eukaryota; Phaeophyceae; Ectocarpales; Ectocarpaceae
Source: the annotation of a GenBank genome assembly